This is a messenger RNA of Colletotrichum spaethianum, 924 nucleotides long. RefSeq names its product phosphoribosylaminoimidazole-succinocarboxamide synthase. Gene Ontology annotation, molecular function: phosphoribosylaminoimidazolesuccinocarboxamide synthase activity. Bases 1 to 924 code for a protein of 307 amino acids. Gene Ontology annotation, cellular component: cytoplasm. NCBI's taxonomy places the organism in Eukaryota, Fungi, Ascomycota, Sordariomycetes, Glomerellales, Glomerellaceae. The transcript has 3 exons. The record is from RefSeq and is a predicted model, not a curated record. Gene Ontology annotation, biological process: 'de novo' IMP biosynthetic process.
AUGGCCACCGACCGUGUCACCUCCGUCGACCUCACCGGCCUCAAGAAGAUCGGCCAGGGCAAGGUCCGCGAUGUCUUCGAGGUCGAUGACAAGACUCUGCUCUUUGUCGCUUCCGACCGCGUAUCGGCCUUUGAUGUCGUCAUGAAGAACGGUAUCCCCGACAAGGGCGCCAUUCUCACCCACGCUUCCGCCCACUGGUUCAAGGUCCUCUCGGACCGAGUCCCCGGCCUCAAGACCCACUUCAUCACCCUCGACCCCCCGGCCGGCCUGCCCGCCGCCGAUGCCGCCCUCAUCAAGAACCGCGCCAUGCAGGUCCGUCGCCUCAAGGUCGUUCCCCUGGAAGCCAUCGUCCGCGGCUACAUCACCGGCUCGGCCUGGAACGAGUACAAGGCCAAGGGCACCGUCCACGGCAUCAAGGUGCCGGCCGGCAUGCAGCAGUCCCAGGCCUUUGAGACGCCCCUCUACACGCCCAGCACAAAGGCCGAGCAGGGUGAGCACGACGAGAACAUCCACCCGGACGAGGCCGUCAAGCUCGUCGGCGAGAAGUACGCCAAGCGCGUCGAGGCGCUGUCCCUCCAGCUGUACAGCGCCGCGCGGGACUACGCCAAGGACCGCGGCAUCAUCCUGGCCGACACAAAGUUCGAGUUCGGCGUCGACCCCGACACGGACGAGAUCGUGCUGGUGGACGAGGUCCUGACCCCCGACAGCAGCCGGUACUGGCCCGCCGACAAGUACGAGGUCGGCCGCGACCAGGAGAGCUUCGACAAGCAGUUCAUCCGCAACUGGCUGAUAGAGCAGGGCCUCAAGGGCAAGGAAGGCGUCACCCUGCCCGAGGAGGUGUGCAAGGCCACGGCGGAGAAGUACAAGGAUGUGUUUUUGAAGCUGGUGGGUAAGAGCUUUGACGAAGUCGUUGCGCAGUCGUAA